Monoraphidium neglectum is the source of this 561-nucleotide messenger RNA. Its product is annotated as Double-strand break repair protein MRE11. Gene Ontology annotation, biological process: mitotic G2 DNA damage checkpoint signaling; meiotic DNA double-strand break formation; telomere maintenance. The transcript is spliced from 6 exons. Gene Ontology annotation, cellular component: Mre11 complex. The record is from RefSeq and is a predicted model, not a curated record. NCBI's taxonomy places the organism in Eukaryota, Viridiplantae, Chlorophyta, Chlorophyceae, Sphaeropleales, Selenastraceae. Bases 1 to 561 code for a protein of 186 amino acids.
AUGUUUGAGCACGGGGUUGUUGACAAGGGGUCCAUCCUCCGCCGCGUGAACUUUGACGACCCCAACAUUAAUGUCGGCCUGCCCGUGUUCACCAUCCACGGCAACCACGACGACCCGGCCGGGGCCGACAACCUGUCGGCGGUGGACCUCGUCAGCAGCUGCGGCCUCGUCAACUACUUUGGGAAAGUGCUGCUCUCCGGCUCCAGCAUCGGCCGCAUCACGCUGGCGCCAAUCCUCAUGCAGAAGGGUGAUACCAAGCUGGCGCUGUAUGGGCUGGGCAACGAGCGCCACCUGCCGCCGUUUUUGGACCUAGUGGUGUGGGGCCACGAGCACGAGUGCAAGGCGGACACGCAGGCGCGCGCGCGCGCGUGCGCGCGCUGCUUCGCAUGGGCGCGGGGCGCAGGGAGGCCGAUUGAGGUGGGGGACGCCGACCGCUUUGGCGCGCGCGGCCGCAGCGACCGAGACGGCUAUGUCAUCCAGCCCGGCUCCACGGUGGCCACCGCCCUCAGCGAGGGUGCGCUGUGGGGCCUCACCACAUCCCCGCCGGACGAUCUGAUCUGA